CGAAAAGGAAGAAAACCAAUCAAUCAUUCAAUGGCUAUCUUUCCAUCUCUUCUCCUCUUGACUGUAGCCAUUGUUCUUCUAAUCCUGGCUACUUUCAAUGGAGGUCGAAGAAGGAAUAAAUCCAACCAACCUCCGUCUCCAUCCAAGCUUCCGAUCAUUGGCAACCUCCACCAGCUAGGUGGGCCUGGUUCCCUUCUACACUAUUCUCUAAGGUCGCUUUCUGAGAAACAUGGCCCACUAAUGCUCCUCCACAUGGGGAACAGUCCAACUCUCGUAGUUUCAUCAGCAGAGAUGGCUGAAGAGAUCUUGAAAACCCAUGAUCUUGUUUUCGCAAGCCGGCCUUUGCCUUGUCCGUACGCUGCCAGGCAGCUUCUUUACGGCGGCACUGACUUAGCCUUUGCACCCUAUGGGGAGUACUGGAGGCAAAUUAGGAAAAUCUGCGUCCUCGAGCUUUUGAGUGGUAAGAGAGUGCAGUCAUUCGCGUUUAUUAGGGAAGAAGAAGUUGGGAGUAUGAUCGAGGAGAUUAAAGGUUCAAAUUCGAUCUCUGCCGUUGAUCUGACUGAUAUGUUUCUCUCCCUGUCGAGCGGCAUAAUCUCAAGAGUUGCUUUAGGGAAGAAGUAUAUAGGAGGAGAGAAUGGGAAGAAUAGAUUCAUGGAUCUGGCAAGGGAAUUGGAAGCUCUCUUGGGAUCUUUUUGCGUAGGAGAUUAUUUUCCAUCAUUCGGAUGGAUUGAUGUUCUAAGCGGCUUCGAUGCGAGAUUGAAAAGAGUUUCCAAAGGCAUGGAUGAUUUUCUUGAUCAAGUGAUCGACGACCAUCUCAUUCGUUCGAAUGUCAACAGCGAUGGAAACGACCGUGAGCAUAAUGACCUUGUGGAUAUACUACUCCACCUCAAUACCAAUGCCAACGUCCGUCUCACCAAAGAUAACCUGAAAGCCAUCAUCUCGGACAUGUUCGUUGGAGGAACCGACACCUCAUCGGUCAUUUUGGAAUGGGCCAUGGCGGAGCUCAUGAAGAAUCCACAUGAUGUGAUGGAAAAAGCUCAAACAGAAGUAAGAAGAGUGGUAGGAAGAAAAGCAAAGGUGGAAGAGGACGACCUUGCUCAGAUGGACUACUUGAAAUGCAUAAUCAAGGAGACACUACGAUUACACCCUCCAGCACCCUUGUUAGUUCCACAUGAAUCCACAAGAAGCGUGACAGUACAAGGCUACCAUAUCUCUGCAAAAACAAGGGUCCUGAUUAAUGCAUGGGCUAUUGGAAGGGACCCCAAAUCAUGGGAAAAUGCUGAUGAGUUUCUUCCUGAGAGAUUUACCAACAACCCAAUUAAUUUCAAAGGUCAGGAUUUUCAAUUGAUACCAUUUGGUGCUGGGAGGAGGAUUUGCCCAGGAAUGGCAUUUGGCAUCUUCACUGUUGAAGUUGCUCUUGCCAACCUUCUGUAUUGGUUUGAUUGGGCCUUGCCUGGUAGCACAAAAAAGGAAGAUAUAGACAUGAGUGAAGUUUCAGGUCUUGUUGUCCACAAGAAAUUUCCUCUUUAUCUGGUUCCAAAAUAUCACUUUUCAAUGUAAGUAAUUAAAUUGUACUGCUCAGUUAGAGGGAGAGUGUUAGGGUUUUCUCUGCUCUAUAUUGCAAGAGAACUAGGUUAGCUCUCCCAAGCCUCUUCUUUAUUAGGACGUGGGUUGUUGCCAUUUGUCUUUUGUUUUAUUUCUUUUCUUGGAAUCUUUGCCGGUAUGUACUGUAAUAAACUUAUUAUUUACCUUCCCAGUGACAGAGAAAUGCUCUUAUUUGUUUAGGAAGUGGAUUGCGUCCUUCCCAGUCAGGAGGAUAAUCCGUUCACGCAGGGCUUUU
This is a messenger RNA of Magnolia sinica, 1840 nucleotides long. RefSeq names its product cytochrome P450 71A1-like. Gene Ontology annotation, molecular function: iron ion binding; monooxygenase activity; oxidoreductase activity, acting on paired donors, with incorporation or reduction of molecular oxygen. NCBI's taxonomy places the organism in Eukaryota, Viridiplantae, Streptophyta, Magnoliopsida, Magnoliales, Magnoliaceae. The transcript has 2 exons. Bases 31 to 1560 code for a protein of 509 amino acids. The record is from RefSeq and is a predicted model, not a curated record.